AGGGGUGGAGUUUAGGCAGAAACUUCCUUUGGAGACAGAGCGGCCCAGCACACAUAAGAGGAGGAUCCAAAUUUGCUAAUGUCUGGACGCGGCCGAUUGCGUGUUGCUGUCAUUGGAGCCGGGGCAGCUGGACUGUGUGCUGCGCGUCACCUUCUCUCCCGUCCUGAGCUUUUUGCUCCACCUGUAGUGUACGAACAGACCAAGUAUGUUGGGGGAACAUGGGUGUACGAGGAAGAGGUGGGUCAGAGGCAGAAUGGCAUGCCCAUUUACAGCAGCAUGUACCGGGAUCUCAGGACUAACAUCCCAAAAGAGGUGAUGUGCUUUCCCGACUUCCCCUUUGAUAGCCACCUCUCCUCAUAUGUGCAUCACACUGAAGUGAGGAAGUAUUUAGAAAAAUACUGUGACCACUUCAACAUCAGGGAACAUAUUCAGUUCAAUAUAACAGUGGAUGCUGUGAAACCAGUGAAGAUGGAAAGCGGAUGGCAUGGCUUAGCUUGGGACAUCACCUCUAGCGAUGGGAUUGAUCCAAAUACUUCAGUCCAGAGGCGAUUUGAUGCUGUCUUGGUGUGCAAUGGACACUUCUUUGACCCUUACAUGCCACCAAUCCCUGGCCUUGCCAAAUACACAGGUUCUGUGAUGCAUAGCCACACCUACCGCAGUGCAGAGCCUUUUGCUGGGAGGUCAGUGGUGGUGCUUGGAGCUGGACCGUCCGGUUUGGACAUAGCUAUGGAGCUCGCCAGUGUUAACGCACAGGUGGUGCUGAGCCACGGGCAGAAGCGCCUGAAGGGCCCUCUUCCUCCAGGGGUGCGGCAGGCGCCCCCCGUGUCCAAAGUCCUGGAAGACGGCACCCUGGAGUUUCAGGAUGGCCAGCUGGCGCGGCCUGAUGUCUUCAUGUUUUGCACCGGGUACAACUACAAAUUCCCCUUCCUGGACGAACGAGUGGGUGUGGAGGUGAAGGAGCACAUGGUCUAUCCGCUCUACAAGUUCCUCAUUCCACCAGCGUUUCCAUCUCUCUUCAUCGUUGGACUCUGUAGAGCCAUCUGCCCCUUCCCACAUUUUCAUAUGCAGAUUCAGUUCAUCGUGUCUGUGCUGGACGGAUCUUUCCCCCUCCCGUCUCCAGAGGAGAUGGAGGAGGACAUUUCACUGGAUGAAGCUGCUCGCCAUGACAGGGGCAUCGCCACACGGCACAUCUUGAAACUUGACUCAGACCAGUGGGCGUACAACCAAGACCUUGCUCGUAUUGGUGGUUUCAAACCACUUCCUCCAUACUGGAGAAGCCUGUAUGAGUCCAACAAAGCGUUCCGCUCCAAGGACAUGCAGAACUACAAGAGCUUCAACUACAGAGUGCUGGGCGAUAACGAAUGGAUGGUGCUGGGCCCACAAGGACAGCCUCUUCCCAAACCACUCCCUUAAAAAAUGCUGAGUAAAUGAACCUAUUGUAGACUAAACACAUCACAAAAAAUAAAUACAACAAUUAAAAUGUGAUCUUUGGUGGCAGUUGCUGUUGACCCACCCCUGACCCCAAGGAAAAGAUGUCCCAUCACUAACAACAAAGAUAUUUUUUAGAGAUUGUAUUUUGGC
Messenger RNA from Engraulis encrasicolus (European anchovy), 1581 nucleotides. RefSeq lists its product as uncharacterized. Gene Ontology annotation, molecular function: N,N-dimethylaniline monooxygenase activity; flavin adenine dinucleotide binding; NADP binding. The coding region runs from base 79 to 1413 and encodes 444 amino acids. NCBI's taxonomy places the organism in Eukaryota, Metazoa, Chordata, Actinopteri, Clupeiformes, Engraulidae. The record is from RefSeq and is a predicted model, not a curated record. The transcript has 8 exons.